Messenger RNA from Nanorana parkeri, 1527 nucleotides. Its product is annotated as zinc finger protein OZF-like. Lineage: Eukaryota; Metazoa; Chordata; Amphibia; Anura; Dicroglossidae. The coding region runs from base 1 to 1527 and encodes 508 amino acids. The record is from RefSeq and is a predicted model, not a curated record. The transcript is spliced from 5 exons.
AUGGACUUUCUUACAGAUGGACGUUUUGUUCUGAAUUCCUCAGAGGGAGAUCUAAUUUCACCUCUCGGUGUGAAAGCAGAAGAUGAUGACAUCACACAACAUUCUCCAGGAGUGAAUCCCAAGACUCAUAAUAGACAUCACAGACCUUCCCAUUCAGAGACAUCAAUGGAUCCGUCUAAUCCUGAGGAAUCUUCCGACCAAUCACAGACUGUUACUCCAGAUAUCCGUCUGAGAUCUCACAGUGCGAAUACAUCAACUGAUCCAUCCAAUCCGAAGGCAUCUUCUUCAUCUGUUGGAGGUCACACAGUAGAGAGUUCAUUGCCAUCUUUAAAUGGUAAGAAAUCUCCCUCUAAAACCAGAGCACCACCUGAACAGCAGAGAAGUUCCACGGGUGGACAUCCUUUUUCAUGCUCAGAUUGCGGGAAAGGUUUCACUGCCAAAGGAAGCCUUCUUAGACACCGGAGAAUACACACAGGUGAGCGUCCAUAUUCAUGUUCGGAAUGCGGGAAAUGUUUCAUUCAGAGAGGAGCACUUAUUAUACACCAGAAAAUUCAUACAGGGGAGCUUACUUUUUCAUGUUCAGUGUGUGGGAAAAGUUUUGCUGACAAAGGAAGUCAUCUUCUACACCAGAAAAGUCACACAAGGGACCGUCCCUAUUUAUGCUUAGAAUGUGGGAAAUGUUUCGCUCAGAAAGAUGAUCUUCUUAUACACCAGAGAUGUCACACAGGUGAGCGUCCCUAUACAUGUUCAGAAUGCGGGAAAUGUUUCACACAGAAAUAUUUACUUAGCAAACACCAGGGAAUUCACACGGGUGAGCGCCCUUUCUCAUGUACAGACUGUGGGAAAUGUUUCAUCCACAAUAGAGACCUUAUUAGACACCAAAAAUUUCACACAGGUGAGCGUCCUUAUCCAUGUUCAGAGUGCGGGAAAGCCUUCAUUGAGAAAGGAGCCCUUGUUAGUCACCAGAGAAUUCACACUGGUGAGCGUCCUUAUCCAUGUUCAGAGUGCGGGAAAGCCUUCAUUGAGAAAGGAGCCCUUGUUAGUCACCAGAGAAUUCACACUGGUGAGCGUCCUUAUCCAUGUUCAGAGUGCGGGAAAACUUUCACUGAGAAAGGAGACCUUGUUAAGCACCAGAGAAUUCACACAGGUGAGCGUCCUUAUUCAUGUUCAGAGUGCGGGAAAUGUUUCACUGAGAAAGGACACCUUGUUAAACACCAGAGAAUUCACACAGGUAAACGUCCUUAUUCAUGUUCAGAGUGCGGGAAAUCCUUCAUUGAGAAAGGAACCCUUAUUGACCACCAGAGAAUUCACACUGUGUGGGAUAUGUUUCAUUUAAAUACAAAAGCCUUCCUAAACACCACAAAAUUCACACAGAGCUGGCCCGGGGUUCUUAGCUCUGGUCACUGGGAGAAAUUGGACACCAUCCCCGGGAAUUCACAAAGACCAUCUUCUGAAGAGUGUCUCCACCACCCCGUAGGACAAAUAUUGGUCUUCUCUGGAGGAGGACAUGGAGAAGAAGACGACUAA